CGACGUGCUUCCAAUCACCCAACAAAAUCCCAAGCUCAAUAACUCCGAGUUUCCAGUAUUUCAUUGUUAUCCAUAUGUUCAAUGAUCUGGGUUUUGUUGCAUCCUAAAAAUGAAACCCAUGUUUCCCUCCUUCCUCUCUUCCACCUUAAUUCUCCCAUUCCUUUUCUAACAAACAAAUGCCAUCACAAUUACCUCCAUCACACUUCCUCUCUCAACCAUGUCUUCUAAGCUCAAAGGAAUCUACAAAAGUUUCAAAUACGUCUCCCAAAUUUUCGGUAACUUUUUCUUUUCUUCUUUUAAUUUUCCUGCUAUUAAACUAUCACUAAACUCAAAAGUUUAUACGAUUGCAGCAAUGAAAGAUCGCGAGAUGGAAAUUGGUUAUCCGACCGAUGUGAAGCAUGUAUCUCACAUCGGGUUGGAUAAUUCAUCGCCAUCCGGUUCUGCCCCUAGCUGGAUCAAGGAAUUCAAAGGCGGCGAGGUUAGUGAAGGAAGAGAUUCGAGUGCAACCGCUGUAACUGCCGUGUCUCAUUGGUCCACUCCUUCCCAAGAUUUUGAUGUUUCAAUAGGCUAUCAAUCGGCGUCGGACAUAUCGUUGGAGCUUCGGCAGCCACAACUUCCAAAGAAACCAAAGAAAAAAAAGAGCAGCAAGCAUACCUCCUCCUCCUCCUCCUCCUCAACAACAACAAACUCAAAACCUUCCUGAAAU
Molecule: messenger RNA, 706 nt
Organism: Cucurbita moschata (crookneck pumpkin)
Lineage: Eukaryota; Viridiplantae; Streptophyta; Magnoliopsida; Cucurbitales; Cucurbitaceae
Product: CRIB domain-containing protein RIC10-like
Exons: 4
Coding region: 218-703 (161 amino acids)
Source: RefSeq, a predicted model, not a curated record